Messenger RNA from Adineta steineri, 369 nucleotides. NCBI's taxonomy places the organism in Eukaryota, Metazoa, Rotifera, Eurotatoria, Adinetida, Adinetidae. The record is from the annotation of a GenBank genome assembly.
AUGAAUGAUGAAGACACGUUCGAAUUUAUUCCACUUAUCAAAUGCAUUGCACCGACAGAUGAACAACGCAAUGAUCCUGAAUAUAUUCCACAAUUGGAAACGGAUUCAAAUGCCAAGAAUAUUCUAGCCGAACGAUUUGCAUCACCGAUAUCAAUCUUCGUUUACAUGGGGAAUUUAGGUGCUGGCAAAAGCAAAUUAGCUUCAUUAACUGCAGCUAGCUUAAUAACUAGCAUCACUGAUCAAAAAUUACAACCAUUCAAAGGUGGUGAUGAUCCGAAAGGUAUCACGCAUGGUGUCUGGAUGUGCGCUCGUCCUUUGAAAAAUCCAAACAAAAAACGAGGCUCAAUUUUAUGGGUGGUAAUGAUGUGA